This is a messenger RNA of Calliphora vicina (urban bluebottle blowfly), 1173 nucleotides long. Its product is annotated as myb-like protein Q. The coding region runs from base 1 to 1173 and encodes 390 amino acids. The record is from RefSeq and is a predicted model, not a curated record. NCBI's taxonomy places the organism in Eukaryota, Metazoa, Arthropoda, Insecta, Diptera, Calliphoridae. The transcript has 2 exons.
AUGGCGCGCAGUUUAACCUCAUAUUUGAAUAAAAAUGUUGACAAUGAACAGUAUUAUCCUGCCACACAUCAGCACAUACAUCAACAUUAUAAUAAUCAGCAGCAGCAGCAACAUCAAGAACAGCUAGUUGUUUUAGGACAACAACAUUGUAAUCUACACAAAGGAGUUGUAGGUAAACAGCAGCAACAGCAGCAGUUGCAUUAUCAAAAACAGCUACAACUACAGGAACAGCAGCAACAGCAUCACUACCAUCAACAACAGCCACAAAUGGGGCCAGAAUAUUCAACACAAUCUCAACAGCAGCAGCAGCAGCAGCAAUAUCAAAACAUUGGUACAUGGUUGCCACAAACUAAACCUCCUGCAACAACAAUAACCACAAAUUUGAAUGGGAAAAUUGAUGACUUAAAACAUCAUCGACAUCAUGAACAGCAACCACAUAUACACCAUCCUCAGCAGCAGAUACAAUCAAAUUAUUGUUCUAAACGUCUUGAUUCUAAUAUUGCUAAUGGACGUAAUACCUGUCUUAUCGAGGAUGUUGAAUCUGAUUUCAUCAUUGGCAAAACAUUCAUAACACCACCCGACAUACCCUCUCCCCCACCCCAGCCAAUACUCAGUGACAGCAAAAGAUUUCAAAGUGGCCAAACGCCAAACAAAACCACUGCUUCAGCGACCACAUCAGCCUCAACACUAAUAAAUAAAAGCUGCUGUCAAUGUGAGGGGAGAGUGAAAAAUCUACAGCAAUAUACCAAUCAGCAUCACACAAGCAACCACUGUCAUCUUCAUCACCAGCAACCAAAAGCACAGCCACAGCUGCAACAGCAGCAGCAACAACUUCCAACGCCUUCCUCAGCUGCCCAUCAUCACAAUAACUUGCAACAUCAAUAUCCACAGCAGCAGCAUCAUCAUCAUCAACAACAACACAACAACGAAGAUUCUCUAAUUUUACCAAAAGCUUCAUCAGCAUUAAAGUCACAACAGCAUUAUCAUAAUCACCACCAGCAGCAACAGCAGCAGCAGCAGCAAUAUCAUCAGCAUCAAGCCUUACAUCACCAGCAACAUUAUCGUAAAGUUGAUGUUUUUGCUGCAGCCAGCCUCGAUGAUGAUGACAAUGAUACAAGUCCCAGCAUAAAGGUAACAAAACAAAAACCCCAACGAAAUCCUAAAAUAUGUUGA